AUGGCAGUCAACGAUGACCACAUUGAGUCUGGUAGCAACAAACUUACAUCGUUACCUUCAAUUAAUCGUCCAUUAUUCAACAAAGAAAUAUUCAACCAUUAUGCUGAAUAUAAAUCAUAUUCAAACUCACUACCUAUUUGGCGGAAAACUAUACUGAUGAUCCUAUCUUGUAUUCAUGGACUAUUUCCGCUAAAAGUACAUAAUGAAAAUACUAACAGCAUACAAAGUAAUGCCGGUGAAAAUUUAACCAGUGAUAAGUUUAUCAAACGGGAUGAGGAUUCGGAAAAAUCUAAACAUAAUGCUUUUCAAUAUGCUACAAAUCAUUUGGGCAAAUAUUUACUUACCGUAUUUCCAUUCAUUCGAACUUUACGUGGUUACAAAGUGAAAAGUUGUCUAUUCAAUGAUAUGAUAGCUGGAUUUACUGUUGGUAUAAUGCAUGUUCCACAAGGUAUGGCCUACUCACUACUUGCCACCCUGCCACCUGUAUAUGGCUUAUACACAUCAUUUUUUCCAUCACUUGUCUACUUCUUCUUUGGAACAUCUAAACAUGUUUCUGUUGGCACUAUGGCUGUAAUCAGUUUACUAACCGGAGACUUCCUCGAUAGAGUAAUUCAACAAACAAAUUUUAUUAAUGUGCAACUGGUCAAUAAUUCAACUAAUAUCACUAGCUCAAUAAAAGAUAUAGAUAAAGUCAGAGUUAGAUACGCUUCAGCUUUGGCUUUGUCAAUGGGACUUGUACAAUUCUGCAUGGGGUUAUUCAGAUUAGGAGUUCUAAUUAGAUAUUUUUCUGUACCUAUGACAUCUGGAUUCACUGUUGGAGUAGCUGUUCAUGUCUUUACAAGUCAAGUGAAGAAUGUAUUGGGUUUAAAAAUACCCAGGUUUGCUGGUGUAUUCACCAUACCACGUACAUACUACGAAAUCUUUCGUAACAUUCAAUAUGUCAAUAUACCUACAAUGUUACUUGCUGGUACAUGCAUUACAAUUUUAGCCGUUUAUAAGGAUUGGAUUAGUCCUCAUGUUAGGAAGCUUUCAAAAGUUCCAAUACCAGUGGAUUUAAUUGUUGUCAUCCUUUCGACGAUUGUAUCAUAUUAUCUUGAUUUGAAUGGCAAAUACAACGUGAGCAUCGUGGGUAAAGUUUCUAAGGGUGUUGAACAUCCAGAAGUGCCAAAUAUUUCAAUAAUGAGUGAAUAUAUCGGUGACAGUUUUAUAACUGCUGUUAUUGGUAUUUCAGUUAGCAUAUCUCUUGCACGAAUAUUUGCUGCACGUUUCAACUAUACAAUUGACACAAAUAAGGAGCUCAUUGCGCUUGGUCUUGCGAAUACGAUUAGUUCAUUCUUUCACACAUUUCCAGCAUGUUCUUCUUUAUCUCGAUCUGCUGUUCUAGUUUCUGCUGGUGGACGCACACAGGUCUCGAGUCUGUUUUCCUGCUUAUUACUAAUUCUGGUACUUUGUUUCAUCGGUCCACUGUUUUAUGCUGUACCUACUUGUUGUCUAUCUGCAAUCAUUUUAGUUGCACUUAAAGGAAUGUUUUUAGAGGCUAAAGAUUUCACAACGUUUUGGAAAUUUUCUGUCUGGGACAGUUUAGUUUGGUUGUUAACACUUCUGUGCACUGUGUUAUUGAGUGUAAAUUAUGGUCUUCUACUGGGUGUUAUAAUCUCAGCUGUAUCCAUCAUACUAAGAACACAAUGGCCUAAAAUUCGAACACUUGGACAAACUCAAAGUACAGAAAUCUAUCAGGACUGUAAUCAUUAUAAAAAUUGUAUACAACAUGACAAAAUUAAAAUCAUUCGUUAUGAGGGAAACCUAUACUAUGUUUGUGCUGAGCAUUUUCGCGAAGCAGUCUACUUGCAAGCAGGAGUUAAUCCCGUUGAAUUCCAUUCCAGAGUCAUUAAAUGUUUAAAUAAGAUACAAAGUAUUGAGGAAACUCUUCGAUGUGAUGUGUCUCAAACUGCUGACACCGAAACUCAUCCGUCGGGUAUGCAUUUAAAUUCUUCCAAUAAAGUGCAAAGAUCUGAUGAAGGCUCUGAUGACCUUGAAAUACCAGUUUCGGGAAAAGCUCGAAAUGUGAACUCUGAAGGGUACAAAACACAAGAUCAUCAUAGUCAAUUAACCGGUGGGAAAAAUCUUCUUCAUCGUUUCCUGAAGAAAAAAUCAUUAACUUUAGAAGAAAAGAUGAAACUAGAAGCUAAGAAGUACAAACAAAUAGAAAAAUUGAAAUUGAUCAAUCAAUCUUUAACACUAAAAUUUUUAAUAGUCGAUUGUUCAUGCUGGACAUUUAUGGAUAUUGUCGGUGCAGAUGAAUUAAAGCAGGUGAUGGAAAGUUAUAGCAAAUUAGGUGUUACAGUUCUGCUUGCUCAAAUGAAAGAUAGCCUAAUUCAUACACUACAAAAUAAUAAAAAGAUUGGAGAUUUAACCACAGUCUAUCCAACUGUUCACGAUGCAGUAUACGAUGCGCUAGAUAAACUGAGUAAAAUGAAAGUUGAAAACUACGAUUUGAUAAAAUCACCAAAUGAAGAUGUAGAACAUACAAAAGGCAUUUUUAGCUUUGUUGAUGUUAAGUUAUCGGAUCUUUCGAGAAAUUCUUCAACAGCUAGCAAAAGAGCAUGA
Molecule: messenger RNA, 2607 nt
Organism: Heterobilharzia americana
Lineage: Eukaryota; Metazoa; Platyhelminthes; Trematoda; Strigeidida; Schistosomatidae
Source: the annotation of a GenBank genome assembly